Molecule: messenger RNA, 1538 nt
Organism: Linderina pennispora
Lineage: Eukaryota; Fungi; Kickxellomycota; Kickxellomycetes; Kickxellales; Kickxellaceae
Product: LIM-domain-containing protein
Exons: 1
Coding region: 358-1410 (350 amino acids)
Biological process (GO): actin cytoskeleton organization; muscle structure development
Cellular component (GO): Z disc; stress fiber; filamentous actin
Molecular function (GO): muscle alpha-actinin binding; actin binding
Source: RefSeq, a predicted model, not a curated record
GCUGCAGCGAGGGAAAGCUGGCGGAUUCCGCAAUCUCUCAUGCACACCCCUCCUCCCGCCUUGCUUCUUGAGCGAGCUCUUGCCCAAACCAUCCUCUUUCUGUCUAAAAGGCAGUUGCGAACUUGGAACCCUACUCUAUAAAAGAGAGAAAAGGCGUCUUUCGGCAAGGAGUAGAAAGCGCAGAGCCGUCUGUGCUUGAGUUUGGCAGCAAGUAUGAGCGGCUGGGUGCAGCUUCAUAAAAAGGGAUCCACCACAUAGCGAUUUCACUGGGAGCUUCGAGCCAUUUUUUCUCUCCCAACUGCUUUUUUAUUCCAGCACUUUUUCGCAUACUUUUUUAUUUUCAAAACACAAGGCGAAAUGACUUCCUCUGCGCAAACAAAGGAGCCGCUGGUCGAUACUUUGCGCUCGGCAGACCGCGAGACAGUGGAGGCAAUAGUCACGCAGCUGGCCGACAAGCUGGAAACGCUCAAGGUGGAGACAGAAAUAAGCACCAGCCCCACGAGUCCGCCUGUGAUCCGCCAUGCUGGCACCACAGCCGCAAGCACAUCACAUGACGACGCCAGGCGGCCGCUCUCGACGUCCUUGAGCUCGACGAGCCUGGCGCCAAGCAGCAGCCGGCAGGCGCACCGCGCAUCACUGGCGUUCGGCGGGCAGGGCGGCAGCACGGCGACGCCGACAGUGUGUGCGUACUGUGGGACGCAGCUGGCGGGCAGCGGCUCGGCGUCGCUGAACAGCGAGAUCGGAUACUGCUGCGUGAACUGCGAGGGCGUGCUGAACGUGGAGGAGACGAAUGUGACGCCAAUGCCGAACCGGGCGAACACGGGCGAGUUCGAGUCGACGCAGACGCUGAACGAGUACUUCCAGCCAGCACACAGCGCGCCGACAGUGUGCGAGGCGUGCCAGGAGCCGCUGAGCGACGAGUACAUCAACAUUCAAGGGCGGCGGUUCCACGUCAUGCAUUUUGUAUGCCAUGACUGUCGUAUCCCGCUGUAUGCCCUGGGCGGAUACCUGCAGGACCCUGUGGGAGGCGAGAAGUUCUACUGCCAGCGCGACUACCUGCAGCACUUUUCGCCCAACUGCCACGCAUGUGCCAUUCCGAUUACCUCGGGGGAGAUGGUUGUGGCCCUGGGCCGCACGUAUCACUCGGAGUGCUUCGUGUGCUCGAUCUGCCAGUCGCCGUUUGUCGGCGACGAGUGCUACGAGCACGACGGCCAGCCCCUGUGCGAAUGGCACUGGUACAUCCAGAACGGCCGCCUGUGCGUCGAGUGCGGCGCCAUCAUCAAGGAGCACUGCGUGAUGACCAGGGGCAAAAAGUACCACCAGCAGUGCGCCGAGCAAAAGUACGGCGAGCGCGCUGUGUCGCUCGAGGAGGCCAAGCGCCGGGUCCGUGCCCAGAGAGGCAAUGCUUAAAGAUAGACGUCUAUUGUGCGCGUACUUGUCUCCAUUUUCCUGCUUUCUGGGUAUGCGCCGACCUGGACACACCCUUCUGUCGUCAGGUGGCAGGGAUUCGCAGAUACACCGUCCCCCUGCUGCCUGGC